UGGCCGUCGCCGCCUCAUUUCGAUCGUUUUCAGUUUGUUUGCUGUUCUGUCGUGAUUAAAUCACCGCAUGGUCGUGUACCGUUAGUGCAAGUACCUACAGUGCUAGUGCUACCAACCGCGCUACUAAAAACAACAACAACAACAGCACUCCACGCACAACAUAACAGAAAAAGCGAAAGUGUUGCCAAGCAAGUGAAAAUUUACAACUACUCGGCCGCCGCCAAUAGGCAUCUGUGAGAGAGUAGAGAGUGGAGAGUGAGUCACUACUACAGCUGCUAAGUGAAGUGAAUUGUGUGUGUGAGUGAGUUUAAGUGCUAGUGCCAUUGCCGAGGAUCAUCCUCCCUCUCCUCAUCGUCUUCUGUCCCAUCAACUGUGCAGUGAAAAACUGUAAUGAUGAAUUUCUCUGCGUUUGGUGGUCCAUUCUCUGGCAUACAUCAGUUUGCCGCUAAAUUUGAUGCACAAACACCGGGCGCCUUUGGUACGCCGCCAGGCAAUGCAGCCGCCGCCGCUGCGGCCAGCGCUGAUAAUCAUGUGCAGCGCUAUCAGACUAAUGGCAAUCAUUUCAAUCAGAAUGUACCCAACGUUUCGGCAGCCAAUAAUAUGCAAUAUGGUCAAAAUAUCUCCAUACCAUACUCACAGCCACAGAGUGAUCUGAACUUUCUGAAUGCUGCCGCUGCAGCGGAUCAUAAGGGUAAAAUCCAUCCAAAAAUUGAACGUGACCGGGAAGAAGUGCUCAAUCAGCAGAUCCUACAGAAUGUCAAUCAGUCGUGGCAAACUCUGGCCAACACGGCCAACACCGUCGACUACUCAUCGCAUUUGCUAUCCGCAACACUGCCAAUCUCCAUACAACACUUCCUCAAGUACUCCGAAACAAUAAAGAAGGAAUCCUCAGGUGAUGUGCUGAAGAACGGCACCAACUUGGCCAGUUUGGCGCUCGGCGGUGUUGCCCUGACGCCAAGCAACAACGGCGCCAACGGUGGUGCACAUCACAAUGGUGGCGGCGGCGGUCUCGUUGGCAUGGACCAUGGCGUCCAUAUGACCAAUAUGACAGAUGCGAAUGGCGCACCGCUGGCCAAUGGCAAUGCUGGCGCCAAUGGUGUCAAUGGCAAUGCCAAUGGUGCGGUCGCCAAUGGGGCCGCUGUCUCCAGCACCGCUGCGGUGGGCACAACGAACGCCACGGGCGGCACCACAACCACCACCGGCAAGAAGACCAAAAAGAAGAAACCACCCAAGGAGAAGAAGCCGCGUCCCAAGCCCGGUGAAAUACGCGAGACAAAGGCAUUGGAUGGCUCCACUCUAUACUGCUGCCCCGAAUGUCAGAUGGCCUAUCCGGAUCGCAGUCUCAUCGAGCAGCACGUCAUCUCGCAUGCAGUUGAGAGGCGCUUCGUCUGCGAUAUCUGCAAUGCGGCGCUCAAGCGCAAGGAUCACCUGACCCGGCACAAGCUCUCCCACAUACCGGACAGGCCACAUGUUUGCAAUAUAUGCAUGAAGUCCUUUAAGCGCAAGGAGCAACUCACCUUGCACAUUGUCAUACACUCGGGUGAAAAGAAGCACGUGUGCAUUGAGUGCGGCAAAGGUUUCUACCGCAAGGAUCACUUGCGCAAGCACACACGUUCGCAUAUUGCGCGGCGAGUUAAGUCGGAGGUGUCGGCCCAAAAUGUGAAUGGCACCGCCGCCAACAAUGCGCAGAAUAAUGCGCUACACGGCUCCUGAGGUUCGUACAAGGAUUUUUGGUAAAUUGUUAUACAGAUUUCAAGCCACAAAGGGCGGUUAAGUUUUUGUUGACAAUUUUAAAUACAACUAAGGAGAAACGAGUCAAAAAUUGUCAAUAAAAACUGUGCUGCCUUUGAAAUUUGUUAAGAGUUUACCAAUUGUCCUGCUAAGCGUCACCCACCAAUACCCACACACUACGAACACACACACACACACACAUACACCCACACACAUUAACACUCUAAGAAAGUUGCAAGUAUUAGUAAGAUUUUGUUUAUAACCAUUUGAGUUCGUUAGCUUUGGUUCUUUCAGUUCGAGUUUUCGCACAAAACAAAAAAACAAAACAAAACAAUUUAAA
Scaptodrosophila lebanonensis is the source of this 2071-nucleotide messenger RNA. RefSeq names its product zinc finger protein Gfi-1 (gene l(3)neo38). Gene Ontology annotation, biological process: regulation of transcription by RNA polymerase II. Lineage: Eukaryota; Metazoa; Arthropoda; Insecta; Diptera; Drosophilidae. The transcript is spliced from 6 exons. Bases 391 to 1713 code for a protein of 440 amino acids. The record is from RefSeq and is a predicted model, not a curated record. Gene Ontology annotation, cellular component: nucleus. Gene Ontology annotation, molecular function: RNA polymerase II cis-regulatory region sequence-specific DNA binding; DNA-binding transcription factor activity, RNA polymerase II-specific.